CUCCGAUCCCAAUGUCGUUGUCCUUGCCAUAAAGAGGAAGGGCACGUCUCAGCUAUUCUCACACUCUCUCACUUACUCGCUUUCGGUUUUCCACAGAGACAACAAUGUCGACUCUGAUUGUUCCGGCACAGGUUCCCUCCGUCGCCGACGACUGUGAACAACUUCAAAAAGCCUUCAAAGGAUGGGGAACAAAUGAGGGUUUGAUAAUAUCCAUUUUGGCUCAUAGAAAUGCUGCUCAACGCAAGUUAAUCCGACAGACUUAUGCUGAAACUUAUGGAGAAGACCUCCUCAAAGCACUAGAGAAGGAACUUACGAAUGAUUUUGAGAGGUUGGUACUGCUCUGGACACUUGAUCCUCCUGAACGUGAUGCAUUUUUGGCUAAUGAAGCCGCAAAGAGGUGGAAAUCAAGCAAUCUGGUUCUGGUUGAAAUAGCUUGUACAAGGUCUUCACAUGAACUGCUUUUGGCAAGGCAAGCUUAUCAUACUCGUUUCAAGAGAUCCCUUGAAGAGGAUGUCGCAUAUCACACAACUGGUGACUUCCGCAAGCUUUUGGUACCUCUUGUGAGCUCGUAUCGGUAUUCGGGCGACGAGGUGAACAUGACUCUUGCGAAAUCCGAGGCUAAAAUACUCCAUGAGAAAAUUGGGGAUAAGGCUUGCAACCAUGAUGAUGUCAUCAGGAUUCUGACUACAAGGAGCAAAGCACAAAUCAAUGCCACUCUGAAUCAAUACAAAAAUGCAUUCGGGGUUGAUCUAAACAAGGAUUUGGAAGCUGACCCCAAGGAUGAGUUCCUUGCAAUACUAGGAGCCACUGUGAAAUGCUUGACCUACCCUGAGAAGUAUUUUGAGGAGACUCUUCGGCUCGCAAUCAACAAGCUAGGAACAGAUGAAGGUGCUCUCACUAGAGUCAUCGUUACAAGGGCUGAGUUCGACAUGAAGAUUAUCAAGGAUGAGUACCAGAAAAGGAAUAGUGUCCCCCUAGAUCGCGCCAUUGCCAAGGAUACCAAGGGAGACUAUGAGAAAUUGCUCCUGGCUCUAAUCGGACAUGAAGAUGCUUGAAACAGGCUUAAGCUGUUCUACCAUAUUUUGCUUGUGUUCCUGGCAAAUAUAUAUGCCACCCUGCUUUUGUUAGUGAACUACGUCCUGCCAUGGACAGCCUUGUAGUUGUCUUUGUGUGUGUGUCGGUUUUCUUUUUCUUUUUCUUUUUCUUUUCCUUUUCCUUUUUUUUUUUU
Molecule: messenger RNA, 1228 nt
Organism: Ilex paraguariensis (yerba mate)
Lineage: Eukaryota; Viridiplantae; Streptophyta; Magnoliopsida; Aquifoliales; Aquifoliaceae
Source: the annotation of a GenBank genome assembly